UGACGGUGCAAGUUUGUAGUUUGUAAUAAUAAACUUUUCAUUUGUUGUUACAAUCUUGACAUUUUUCAUUAGGUUUUCUUUUAUUUAUUAAAAGUUUCAAUAUGCCCGAACAAAUUAGUCCGGAUAAAAAACCAACGGCUACGGCUAAAGUUAAAGAUGAUAAACAAGAAUUGUCUGAAGAAGAUAAACAGCUACAAGAAGAAUUAGAUUUAUGUGUGGAACGUUUACAGGAAGAUGAUCAAUCGUUAUAUUUACCAUCCUUAGAAAUACUUCGAUCUCAUAUUCGAGCAUCGACCACAUCAAUGACCUCCGUACCGAAACCAUUAAAGUUCAUGCGCACACAUUACGACACAAUGCAAAAGGUCUUUGAAAAAAUCAAAGAUAAACAAACGAAAAAAGUAUGCGCCGAUGUUCUAAGUGUUCUCUCCAUGACAAUGGGCGAAAAUCGUGAAUGCUUAAAAUACAAUUUACUGGCGGCACCGAACGACAUCUCACAAUGGGGUCACGAAUACGUUCGUCAUUUAGCUGGUGAAAUUGCAUGCGAAUGGAAUGAGCUACCCGAUUUCCCCGAAAGUGAUUAUAUUCGACAACGUUUGGUUGCGUUGGCCGAACAAAUUGUACCGUAUAAUAUGUCGCAUAAUGCUGAAGCCGAAGCAUGUGAUUUGUUGAUGGAAAUCGAACAUUUGGAGUUACUUUACAAGUACGUCGAUGAAAAUGUCUACCAACGAGUUUGCUUGUAUUUGCAUUCGUGUGUACCGUAUGUUGCCGAUCCCGAAUAUUCGCCAUUAUUAAAAACGGCUUUACGUCUCUACAAAAUGUUUAAUCAGUAUCCACAAGCGUUGCGUUUAGCCAUGCAAUAUAAUGAUCGCUCUUUGAUUGAGGAAAUUUUCACCAGCUGUACUGAUGUAGCUAUUAAAAAGCAAUUGGCAUGUAUGCUAGCACGUCAACAAAUUUUCAUCGAAUUGAACGAAAACACACAAGAUUACGAUGACCUGUUGGAGAUCAUGUCGAAUGCGCAUCUUAAUCAUCACUUCCUGAAUCUAGCCCGAGAAUUAGAUAUCAUGGAACCCAAAACACCCGACGAUGUUUACAAAUCACAUUUAGACAGUUCACGACCCCCCUUCGGUGGUGGUCAAAUUGAUUCCGCUCGUCAAAAUCUAGCAUCCAGUUUUGUGAAUGGCUUUGUAAAUGCUGGAUUCGGCCAGGAUAAGCUAUUAAUGGUUGAUGGGAAUAAAUGGUUGUUUAAGAACAAGGAACAUGGGAUGAUGAGUGCGACUGCAUCACUUGGACUUGUGUUGUUGUGGGACGUCGAUGGUGGUUUGACGCCGAUCGAUAAAUAUUUGUAUUCGUCCGAGGACUACAUCAAGUCUGGAGCACUGUUAGCUUGUGGUAUUGUUAAUUGUGGUGUUCGUAACGAAUGCGAUCCAGCUCUGGCUUUACUCUCCGAUUACGUUCUCCACAACACAAUUGUAAUGCGUCUAGGUGCAAUAUUAGGUUUAGGUCUUGCGUACGCCGGCUCAAAUCGUGAAGAAGUUUUAUCAAUAUUAACUCCAGUUUUCUCCGAUCCUAAAUCUAACAUGGAAGUGAUUGGAGUUGCUGGAUUAGCUUGUGGAAUGAUCGCCGUUGGAUCGUGUAACAGCGAAAUUACGGCCACAAUUACUCAAACUUUGAUGGAGAAAUCUGAAUCUGAUUUGAAGGAUACAUAUGCGAGAUUCUUACCGUUAAGUUUGGGUCUAAUACAUUUGGGACGUCAAGACGCUGUAGAAGCUUUAAUCGCUGCUUUAGAAGUUAUACCAGAACCUUUCAAAUCGAUGGCCACAACUUUGGUUGAAGUUUGCGCUUAUGCUGGAACUGGAAAUGUAUUAAAAAUUCAACAAUUACUUCACAUCUGUUCGGAACAUUACGAAACUUCUGGCGAAGAAUCAUCCACGACCUAUUCAGGCGGUACACCAAUUACACAUAUUGUGAAUAGUAGGGAUCGUGCGUCGGCGAAGGAAGCCAAAGAAAAAGCACAACGGGAAAAAGAAGAACGGGAACGUAGCGAUCAAAGUAGCAAACAAGCGAUUGCGGUUUUGGGUAUAGCUUUAAUUAGUAUGGGCGAAGAACUUGGAUGUGAAAUGGCUUUUAGAACGUUCGGACAUUUGUUACGGUAUUGUGAGCCGGUUAUACGACGAUCUGUUCCAUUAGCUUUGGGUCUGAUAUCCGUGUCAAAUCCAAAAUUAACAAUAUUAGAUACGUUAAGUAAAUUUUCGCACGAUUCAGAUCCAGAAGUAGCGCAUAACGCAAUCUUUGCGAUGGGUCUCGUUGGGGCUGGCACAAAUAAUGCUCGUUUGGCUGCUAUGUUACGUCAAUUAGCACAAUAUCAUGCAAAGGAUCCAAAUAAUUUGUUUAUGGUACGAAUUGCUCAAGGUUUAGCGCAUUUAGGUAAAGGUACAUUGACUUUAAGUCCAUAUCACAGUGAUAGACAACUAUUGAGUCCUGUUGCAUUAGCUGGAAUUUUAGCGACAAUUAUUGGAUUUUUAGAUGUGAAAAAUAUUAUUCUUGGAAAGUCACACUAUUUGCUGUAUUCGUUAGCCGCUGCCAUGCAACCGAGAAUGCUAGUCACCUUCGAUGAGGAAUUAAAUCCAUUGGCUGUACCUGUUCGUGUAGGAAUGGCUGUGGAUGUUGUGGGACAAGCAGGACGACCUAAAACCAUAACUGGUUUCCAGACGCACACAACACCUGUGUUAUUAGCGUACGGUGAGCGUGCUGAAUUAGCUACUGAAGAAUAUAUUCCAUUAACACCAAUCGUGGAAGGUUUUGUUAUAUUAAGAAAGAAUCCAGACUUGUAAAGAGAAGUGGAUAUUUAUUUAUAGGGUUAAGUGUGCUGUGUUUGAGUUGGAUUGGAAGCUUUAAGAGCUUUGUAAGCUCAAACUUCCUUCCGUCCUUCAUUUACGGAAGUUUUUAUAACAAAUUUUAUAUUUUAUUAAACAAAUUGUAAGUAUUGAAUUUAAUAUUUAAGUAUUUAAAUCUUUUUUUAAGUGUACCAUUUUUUAACCUAACUUUAAAUGAAUAAAUACAAAUAUAUUGAUUUAGUUUUUUAUUGA
Chrysoperla carnea is the source of this 3086-nucleotide messenger RNA. RefSeq names its product 26S proteasome non-ATPase regulatory subunit 2-like. Gene Ontology annotation, biological process: proteasome-mediated ubiquitin-dependent protein catabolic process; regulation of protein catabolic process. The coding region runs from base 102 to 2831 and encodes 909 amino acids. The record is from RefSeq and is a predicted model, not a curated record. Gene Ontology annotation, molecular function: enzyme regulator activity. Lineage: Eukaryota; Metazoa; Arthropoda; Insecta; Neuroptera; Chrysopidae. Gene Ontology annotation, cellular component: proteasome complex; nucleus; proteasome regulatory particle, base subcomplex. The transcript is spliced from 6 exons.